Molecule: messenger RNA, 2088 nt
Organism: Clarias gariepinus (North African catfish)
Lineage: Eukaryota; Metazoa; Chordata; Actinopteri; Siluriformes; Clariidae
Gene: fam163b
Product: protein FAM163B
Exons: 3
Coding region: 475-1089 (204 amino acids)
Source: RefSeq, a predicted model, not a curated record
AGCCUCGCGCGCGGCGUUCUGUGUGAGAAAGAGAGAUGCUAAGCUAAUGGUUUGGAAGCAGCGCUCACCACAGGACACCGAGCCGCCUGGCGCCAUGAUGCUGUUUUAUCGUUUUCACUAGCAAAAUAGAAUAUUUUGAUAAAUCAUUUUUAAUCAGUGACGCGGCAUACAACACUAGCUACCGUUCAGUGUGUCUAAAAUUAAUGAGAAAAGACUUUAGAAGAAUAAACAGCAGCAGGAGGAACAGCUAACGUUUCAGGUAUUAGAUUUUUGGGUUAAACUUUUGUUUAUAUAAGCAUUUUUCUCCCAGAGUUUAAAGAGAGCACUGUGUGGGUGAGUCAGAAUUUGAAAUAGUUUAGUUUCCUUGAAUUCAGACAGCAGGCAUAAGAGGAGCGGACAGUCACUGAGAGACACUGGACAUCACCUGUCAGGACUCAGGAUCUUCUCUACGGAUGUUGAUGGAGAGGAUUUCGAAUGACAGCCGGAACAGUGGUCAUCACAGGUGGAAUCAUAGCUGCCGUCAUCUUAUUGACUAUUGUUGCAGUGCUGUGUUGCUGUAGGCUGCAGUAUUACUGUUGUAAGAGUGAUGGGUCAGAGGAAGAGAAGGAGGAGCAGGAGGAGGAGAAGAAGUCUGACUUCAUCAAACCUUUACCCAGUCCAGCACAUUAUUCAAACCCUCCGUGUUUUCCACGACCACCAAGCCCUCAGAGUCCUUCAAGAUUUAUGACUUUACCAAGCCCACUGAGUGUUCUAUCUUUUCCAGAACACUCAUCUCCUGAGCAGCUCCUCACAACCGCAAAGCUUCACAAGCCUAAUGGGCCGGCCAUCUGCAGACACUAUAGCCCUGUUCUAACCCCUGCCACCAUACCCUCCUAUAUGUUCUGCCCUUCAUGCUCUGGUUUACUGCCAUUCUACCUGCCGCGAGAGCAGUCAGUACGGAAUGGUGGAGGAAGAGUCAGCUACAGGAGCUUAGAGGAGCAAGAGAUAGACCUGCCUAUGGACAUAUCAAGCUUUAACGAGCAUAAUCUCAUACGUUCUGUUACCAUGAGGGAGGUGGUGACACACCAGAGCAUCAGUACUGAUGUGUGAUUCCUUUGUUGUGACUUCUAGAGCAGUGUCACAGUGCUUUUGAUCUGAAAAGGAUUGAAAUAUUCUAAAGGAGUUAAUAAGAUAAUACAAAAAGGGAACAUGAGUUAUGUUAUGGAUUGAUGUAUGUAUAUGUAUUUUGUGUUAAAAAAAAAAGUAAAGUACUGUGCAAAAUUCUAGAGUCAAGCCUCAUUUUAUAAUAUUGAAUUAAAUUAUGUAGGUCAAAUUAAAGAAAUAGAAACAAAUGUUUUACUGUGACAGGCUACAAAUUGCAUAAAGAUACAAUUUUUAAAAAUUAUUGUUUAUGUAGCAACCCUAGCAGCAACCUAAUUUCCCCUCCCCUCUGUUUCAACCACUCAGCAUUCAGCAUUAGCAGUAUACUAAUCACUGGCCUGCAUCAUCUUCAUCUGUUUCUACUGGUUCAUACCUUACGUUAGAGGGGGUUUAUGCUUGAGGGACAAAAAAAGUCCUUAGGGAGAACUAUUUCUCAAGACUACAUAAAAAGUACAAGGAUGUCUGGCUCUUUGGAACCAACCAUUUCUGUGAAGAAAUGAGGGGUGGCUCAUGACUUCUGCACAGUAUCGUAUGAGCAUGUUUUAAUUAUGAAAUUGUCAUAUGUUUUUAUUACAAGACUAAUUAGCCUCUCAAGUAGGUAAGUAGUUUAACAGUUAAAGAAGUUUAUCAAUAAUAAUUUUAGCAACAGCUAUUAGUGACCAAGGGCUUUGAUAAAUAUGUUUUUUUAAGAACGUUUAUUAUAAACAAAUUGCACCAUAUGAUAUAAAGAGCUUUAUUGAUUUCUUUUUUUUACAGCCAGUGCCAAAAAAACAAGUCCAUUGAGUCAUCAUUAUCAAGUACAGUGAAACCUUGGAUUACAAGCAUAAUUUGUUCCGGAAGUGGGCUUAUAUUCGAAAACACUCUUAAAUCGAAUUUUCCCAUAAGAAAUAAUGGAAACUCAAAUUAUUGCUUCCACAGCCCAAAAAAAAAAUGCAUUAAAAUAAUUAA